AUGUCGCGUCGAACGAUCGCGUCGGCGUUCGCGAGCGCGAAACCGAAGCACUCGGACGUCGCCGAGGCGUGGCCGACGGUGCCGCAGCGCGAUUUCGACGCGUCGCUGCGAUGCGCGAUUUGCGCCGAGUUUUACGCCAUGCCGGUGACGUUUCGCGCGUGUCAGCACGCGUUCUGCUCCGAUUGCGCGCGAAGAUCGCUGCCGACGAUGCACAAGUGUCCGACGUGCCGCGAACCGGCGGAGGAGUCGGAUUUAGUCCCGGCGAAGGCGCUGGAGGAGGUGGUGGAGAGAUUUAAAAAGAUUCGCGACGAACUCCUCGACGCGGCGUUGACGGCGAGGACGGCGGCGGCGACGAAAACGAGCCAACGACGCGCGGAGAGGACGUCGCGAGCGAAAGUGGCUCGACCGGUGAUCGAACAGGCGGACGAAUUCGAAGACGAUGGGGCCAUCGUGUUGGACGACGGAAGCGACGACGACGGAGACGGAAACGACGCGAGCGAUUCCGCGACGGAUGGGGGGCUCGGAACGUCGCCGACGGCGCACAGGCGAGACGGUUCUGAUAACGUCGCGUGUCCGGUGUGUUGCGCGCAAGUGCCGUCGAGGGAGAUUAACUCUCAUCUCAACUCGUGUUUGGUGCGCAACGAACCGCUUUCGUCGCCGGGCGGGGGGGGCGCAAAGAAACGCGCGCGUUCGGUUGAAGAAACGACGUCGACGGCUCUCACGCGUCGACUGCCAAAGCUUGCGUAUCACGUCUUCACGUUGAACAAGAUACGCGAGCUGUGCAAAAAAGAAGGCUUGGCGUCCAACGGCGACAAAAAGAUGCUCGAGGCGAGGCACAAGGAGUUCACGACGCGCGUGAAUUCCAUCAUAGGAUACGGACGCGUGCCGGAUUUACCCGCGAUCGCGCGUGAAGUCAAUCGCGAAGAAGCGCGCAAGGUAGGUGCGGGCGCCAAAGCUCGCAUGUUCAACACGGUGGCGACGAGCAGGGAGAAGGCGACGGCGGCGGCGGCGAAGACGAGCGACGCCACCUUCGCUCGACUCAUCGAGGAAGUUCGAAGUAGACAAAAGGCUGCAAAGGAAGAGGCAAGCGGCGAAACGCAAACCACCGAAGUGAUUUCUAUCGGUACCGACGACGAGAACAAGACGAGCGCGUUGGGGGGCAAAUCUUCGCCGACGACUUCGGAAGACGAAGACUGGCACGACGAAGAAAUCUUACCGCUGAGCCAAGCGGCGCCGCGAUGGGUGCCGACGGACGACGAAGACGAGUGA
Messenger RNA from Ostreococcus lucimarinus CCE9901, 1269 nucleotides. RefSeq lists its product with no specific name. Gene Ontology annotation, biological process: DNA damage tolerance; protein monoubiquitination. Lineage: Eukaryota; Viridiplantae; Chlorophyta; Mamiellophyceae; Mamiellales; Bathycoccaceae. Gene Ontology annotation, molecular function: ubiquitin protein ligase activity; single-stranded DNA binding. The record is from RefSeq and is a predicted model, not a curated record. Gene Ontology annotation, cellular component: Rad6-Rad18 complex; nucleus. The coding region runs from base 1 to 1269 and encodes 422 amino acids. The transcript has a single exon.